CUCAACGCCCACCGCCCUUAGCCAAUACAAUAACUUGAUUAAAUGCCCUGAAAUCAAGGCGGAGCCGAGGGCUGAAGAAAUGGAUAUGCAGAAGGGACAUCCGUGGUGGUGAUUUUGCAGUGUGGCGUUCUGUGAUUGAGGCGUGGUCGUGCUUAUCCAUACCGUCAUGGAUUCCGUCCAGACAGCCCAGUGUAUCGUGUAUUCCACCGUCGUUUGUGUCCUGCUCAUCAUCGUGGGCUUAGUUAUAUUCCUCUUGGUUGUGUUUGCCUUCGGACCAGCUAUCGAUGAAAUGCAACUCCGAAACAUGCAAAAGAGAGUGAACAACACGACCACAGAUUCACUUUACAAUUUCGACUACGAUUGAGAUGGAGGGAUUUCUUUUCUUUACCUGUUUAGAUUUCCACUUAGGAAAAUUUUUAUUUAGUUUUGUAUAACUAAAAGUCAAUUUAGGGCUGUAUUAAAUCAAUAAUGAAUCAUUUAUAAAUCUACUGUCUACAUCCGUUAGGAACUAUUCAAAACAAAAGAACAAAUAAACCAAUCGUCCAAAAAAGAUUGUCUAGAAUUACG
Messenger RNA from Drosophila eugracilis, 567 nucleotides. RefSeq lists its product as uncharacterized. NCBI's taxonomy places the organism in Eukaryota, Metazoa, Arthropoda, Insecta, Diptera, Drosophilidae. The transcript has 2 exons. The record is from RefSeq and is a predicted model, not a curated record. The coding region runs from base 167 to 364 and encodes 65 amino acids.